UACGUAUAUAUUGUAUAUGUUCAAAAAUGAUACUUAACCUUUUAGAAGCUAGUACAUGGAGCAACAACCUAAGUUUUGUUCAUAUCAAAAUAAAAAAUUAAUGUAAGAAAACAUACGUUUUAUGAAAUUUUUUUCAGAAUUUCAAUAAGCUUGUGCAAGAUGGAUGAAAUAAUUCUUAAAGUCACUGAUGCAAAGGUAGGAUUCAGUAUUGCAGCAAUAAUAGGUUACUGUUUAUAUAAAAUAAUAGCGGGAAGAAGUAGAAAAAGAUUGCAAUUGUUUAAUAAUGAUAGUAACGUCAAUGACAUACAGAUGAAUUCAGAUAAUUACAAACUUAUUUUAGUUAUCAGAACUGACUUAAAAAUGGGAAAGGGAAAAGUUGCAGCACAAUGUGCUCAUGCUGCCGUUGCGGCUUAUAAAGCAGCUGAAAACUAUCCUGAAAUUUUACAUGCUUGGGAAAAAUGUGGACAAGCCAAAAUUACUGUUAAAGUGGAUAGUAAUAGUGCAUUGAAAGAAAUAGCAAAACAAGCUAGAGCUGUAGGACUUUUGGCAAAUACAAUAAAGGAUGCUGGACAUACACAAGUAAAGCCAGGAAGCAGAACAGUAUGUGCUAUUGGUCCAGGUCCAGCUAAAUUGAUAGAUCAAGUAACAGGUCAUUUAAAAUUGUUUUAAUAAUUCACAAAAUAAAGGUAUUUUAAUUUUUUAACUAA
This is a messenger RNA of Frieseomelitta varia, 707 nucleotides long. Its product is annotated as peptidyl-tRNA hydrolase 2, mitochondrial-like. The record is from RefSeq and is a predicted model, not a curated record. The transcript has 4 exons. The coding region runs from base 160 to 669 and encodes 169 amino acids. Gene Ontology annotation, cellular component: mitochondrion; cytosol. NCBI's taxonomy places the organism in Eukaryota, Metazoa, Arthropoda, Insecta, Hymenoptera, Apidae. Gene Ontology annotation, molecular function: peptidyl-tRNA hydrolase activity.